This is a messenger RNA of Pundamilia nyererei, 3048 nucleotides long. RefSeq names its product zinc finger and BTB domain containing 10 (gene zbtb10). The record is from RefSeq and is a predicted model, not a curated record. Bases 158 to 2380 code for a protein of 740 amino acids. Gene Ontology annotation, molecular function: DNA-binding transcription factor activity, RNA polymerase II-specific; protein binding; RNA polymerase II cis-regulatory region sequence-specific DNA binding. The transcript has 5 exons. NCBI's taxonomy places the organism in Eukaryota, Metazoa, Chordata, Actinopteri, Cichliformes, Cichlidae. Gene Ontology annotation, biological process: regulation of transcription by RNA polymerase II.
ACCUACAUACUCUCACCGGGAGGGCCGAGCGGAGCGCAGAAACGACGACGGUCCAUCUCUUUCGGAAAACACAUCGGUUAUAAACACAGCAUUUUAAUCGGAGGAGGGGGGAUACUGUUGAGAAAGUGAAGAUUCUAACAUAUAUUAAGAAAAAAAAAUGUCCGGUGAGAGAAACCGCAGGUCGCUGGCUUUCCGAGGAGGUGGAUUAGCUGGGUUAACGGGUUCCAGCGGUAUCGGUGGGGGGAACUGUAACAGCUGGGAGGCCCCGGCCUGUCAAGAUCGACAUUUUAACGGGAACAGGCCGGAUCAAGAGGAGGACAGGGAUCUGGGGGCGAAAGGACCAUCGCAGAAGAGAGUGGAGGGCGCUGGAUCUGUCAGCGAUAGCACGGAACCCGAGGCGGAGGAAGAAGAGGACCCGGAAGGGGGCAGUCGGGCAGCUGCGGAGGGCGACGAUCGUGUCGACUCGGUGGAAGCGGAGGACGGGUCCGGGGACGGGAAAAACUGGGUUGCGGGGAACGGUCACAGCAACAGCGCUGACGGCCAGGAGACUGCCAGGGGAGGCGAGACGGGAUCCAGGAAAUCUGGGGUAGAGAUGAGACCGCAGACGCUGCUUCAGAAACACUCGCUUUUCCACGCUUCAUGGUUGCAAGAAUUUCCAUGGCUCAAAUUUUGCCAGGAGACUGGACUCAUGUCGUGCUCCUGGUGUCACAACAUUGCCACUAAAAACAGCGACGAGCUCGUCAAAGGCAGUCGCAACUACAAGCGGGCCUUGCUGCUGAGACAUCACCUGUCUUCUGAGCACGGGAGAAACGAUCCCACCAAACAGGAGACACUGAGGCCCUCGGACAACACCAGCCCCUCCACUAACUGCACAGAGGAAGACUACCGCAACAAGCCCAACGAGAACUCCUACUGUUACCAGCUUCUACAAGAGCUGGACAAGCAACGCAAAAGUGGCAUCCUCUGUGACGUCAACAUUGUCGUCUCGGGCCAGGUGUUCCGCGCGCACAAAAAUAUCCUGGUCGCAGGCAGCCGCUACUUCAAAACCCUCUACUGUCUGACCAAGAGCGAGACCCAGGACCAGACCACGGUCACACACCUAGAUGUUGCUGCUGUGCAGGGCUUCUCGGUCAUCCUCGACUUUCUCUACUCUGGGAAUCUGCUGCUCACAAGCCAAAAUGCCAUUGAGGUGAUGUCAGUUGCUAGUUACCUCCAGAUGACAGAGGUUGUACAUUCUUGUAGGGCUUUUAUAAAGGAUGCUCUGAACAUCAGCAUCAAGCAAGAAGCUCCCGAUUCCGUGGUGGUGGACUACAACAAGAGGCAGAUGGUGGCCAAAGAGGGGCAAAGGGGGCUAGACCGUAAGCCAAGUAACUUCUGGGCGACAAGCAUCCUGUCAAAGCUAUCAAUCAAGGCCAGCAGCAAUCAAGGGAAGGAGGCAAUGGAAGAAGAUGAUGAAAAUGGCCGCGUGAAAGAGGAGACGAGUGAUAUAGAGGUGACAGUGGUCGGGGGUGAGGGCUGUGCCCUGGUAACCCCCGGAGCCUCUGGUAGCUGGACCCACCACGACAACUCAUCUGAUUCAGCAGAGACCAAUGAAAUGCGGGCGACGAGUGGCCAGACGCGGGUCUUCGUCUGGAACGAGCCAGCCACAGGCGGCACGGCCGCAUCACCCGCAGCAAUAAAGCGAGAGGCACCAGAUGCUGCAGCUGGAAGUGGACGGAGGAAAAAACAAGCUACAACACGGCGGUUUGUCUACAAUUUCCCACCAGAGCCUGAAGAGGGAUUUGAUGAGGGGAUGUUCAUCCAGCCUUCAGCCUCCUACCCCAGAGAGGACUUCUCCUCGCUCUCCGAAAAUGCUGAGCUGGCCAAUCAGAUCCAGUAUAGCAUCAUGCAAGACUUACAACAAGGGGAGUCCUGGGAGAAUGGCGAGUCCUCACACCUAGCCCUCAAUAAGCUCAAGUGCCCCCACUGUAACUACAUCGCCAAGCACCGUCGCACACUCAAGAGGCAUCUGAUCAUCCACUCAGGUGUGCGCUCUUUCAGCUGCGACAUCUGCGGCAAGCUGUUCACCCGCCGUGAGCAUGUAAAGAGACAUUCCCUGGUUCACAAGAAGGACAAAAAAUACAAGUGCAUGGUAUGCAAGAAGAUCUUCAUGCUCGCAGCAAGCGUGGGUAUCCGCCACGGCUCGCGGCGCUACGGCGUGUGUGCAGACUGCGCCGACUCGCACCAGGCCACUCAGGAGGGCCUGGAGGGCAUCGAGUUUCCUCGGGACGAAGACUUUGACGGGGAGGAAGGGGAAGAAGUGGAGGGCGAGGAACCUGCUGAGAACGACCAAUCAAAUUGGGGCGAGGGCAACGCUGGUGCUGCCCCGGAAGAGGACUAAAAAAAAAAUAAAUACAUUUUUAACAAGCUUGAGAAACAAAAAUGAAUAACAGUUGAUGUUUAAUAUAUAUGUAUACAGAAAUCUAGCUGGUAAACAAUCAACUCCAAAGUGCUAUCAAACCUUGAGGUUACUUAAUUGUGCGAGUAUAUGACAAAGAGUUUGAUUUUUUUUUUUUUUUUUUUUUAAAGAAAAGCUUUGCGGGAACUCCAAGAUGUACAGAUUUUAUUAUUGCUCAAAUGUGUCCAACUCUGGGCCCAGCGCCCACAAGAGAACGAUUUAAUGACGAAUAACGUGAUGAAUCAGGUCUUUGGUGAUGUAUUUUAUUUCCUGUUUUGUUUUUUGUUUUCGGGACGGGCUGGCGGGAGUCUGGUAGGGUGAAGUAGUUUUUGAGUUGAGUUAGGCCAAUCAUCUAAACAAAGAAAUGUUAAUUAUUUAAUUUAUGAAGAGAGGUCUUUAUGGUCUUAUCAGAUUCUAUAAUUUGUUUUGUUCUAUUGUUUCUUUCUUUGUCUGCGAGCAGAGCCGUAGUAAGCCGUCGCUCUCUGCUGCGUCUGAGUGUGCGUUGUAGAAGUACACAGAAGAAGAGCAUUACUGUCCACAGGAAGAUUUUACCUUGCUCUGUAGAUUUUUUUUUUUCUUUUCUUAGAUGCGCUAAAUAUUAUUCUUUUCUG